AUGUUUAUGGCAAGAUCAGAAUACGACCGGGGCAUCAACACCUUCUCGCCCGAAGGCCGCCUCUUCCAGGUCGAGUACUCGCUCGAGGCCAUCAAGCUCGGCUCAACAGCCAUCGGGGUGGCCACGUCGGAGGGCGUGGUGCUGGGCGUCGAGAAGCGCGUGACGUCGACGCUGCUCGAGACGUCGUCCGUCGAGAAGAUUGUCGAGAUCGACCGGCACAUCGGGUGCGCCAUGUCCGGGCUGCAGGCCGACGCCCGCAGCAUGGUCGAGCACGCCCGCGUCGAGUGCCAGAGCCACGCCUUCAACUACAACGAGCCCCUGCGCGUCGAGUCCUGCACCCAGGCCAUCUGCGACCUGGCCCUGCGCUUCGGCGAGUCCGCCGACGGCGAGGAGAGCAUCAUGAGCCGGCCCUUUGGCGUCGCCCUGCUGAUUGCUGGCUACGACGAGGACGGCCCGAGCCUGUACCACGCCGAGCCCAGUGGCACCUUCUACCGCUACGACGCGAAGGCUAUUGGCAGUGGAAGUGAGGGCGCACAAGCGGAGCUGCAGAACGAGUAUCACAAGUCACUGACCAUCAUCGAUGCUGAGACCCUGGUCCUGAAGACCCUGAAGCAAGUCAUGGAGGAGAAGCUAGAUUCGAAGAACGUCCAGCUGGCGAGUGUUACCAAGGAAAAGGGCUUCAGGAUAUACACAGAUGAGGAGAUGGCCGCCGUCGUAGAGCGCCUACCAGCGAACUAG
Molecule: messenger RNA, 738 nt
Organism: Phaeoacremonium minimum UCRPA7
Lineage: Eukaryota; Fungi; Ascomycota; Sordariomycetes; Togniniales; Togniniaceae
Product: putative proteasome component pup2 protein
Exons: 3
Coding region: 1-738 (245 amino acids)
Biological process (GO): proteasome-mediated ubiquitin-dependent protein catabolic process
Cellular component (GO): proteasome core complex, alpha-subunit complex; proteasome core complex; nucleus
Source: RefSeq, a predicted model, not a curated record